CACAAGUAGAGAGCGACGCGCCAAGAUCUGUCGCGGUUUCAAGCACCCGGCGGCUCCCACCGAGAAACAACACGUCGUCACGGACACUCAGGUGCGGCGCACCGCGCGUAACGUUUACACGAGUCGUCACCUUUGCCGUGAGGGUUCGCGGAUUGAUAUCCAGAAGUGCUGCUAUCGUGUCCGAGGAGGACGACCAACGUCGCUCGGUUGAGGAACGGAAGCUCAUCAGGGGAAUCGUACAUGCUCCUCGUGAUGCCGUUUGAGCGAGCACCGACGCGUCGCUCGUGCGACAAAUGAUCCGACGAUGAUCGGGACGUUACACUCGAGAAGCGCAGUGUUUCUCGAGCUGGCGCGGAGAACGUCUUAACCUGAUCCGAGCUUCGUCCACUUUCGAGAGAGUUACAAUUGCCGCAAGAAAUAUGAUGUCCAACGGUGUUCAAAGUUCAACUAGUCAGAUCAAAGACAGUUCCAUGGUGAAUAAUGUACAUCACAGCUUGACCUCGUCGUCGUCGGCCCUGAAUUCUCCACUGAUGAAACUGUCUUCAUACAUUCUGGCACUGCGACCAUGGUCGUUAAGUGCGUCGUUAAUGCCGACGCUUCUUGGAUCGGCUCUUGCGUAUCGAAUGACAGGCCUAGUGAGCUUCAAUUGGCUGUCGCUGAUCCUCACCGUGUACACGGUAGUCUGCGUGCAUUGCGCAGGUAACGUUGUGAACACGUACUUUGAUUAUAUAAAAGGCGUGGACAGCCGGAAGAGCGACGACAGAAUAUUGGUAGACCAGUUAUUGUCGAAGGACGAAUUAGUCUCGCUCGGUGCGAUUCUGUACGCGGCCGGCUGUUUCGGAUUCAUCGGACUGGUGCUCAUCUCGCCCGCGAAGAUGGAGCACUUGGCCCUCGUGUAUUUCGGCGGAUUAUCCUCGUCGUUUCUCUACACGGGUGGCAUAGGACUAAAAUAUAUCGCUCUGGGCGAUGUACUUAUUUUAGUUAUAUUCGGCCCGAUCUCGGUAUUGUUCGCGUUCAUGGCACAAACCGGUUACGCCGAACUAGGAACGAUAUAUUACGCGAUACCGCUUGCGCUAAACACCGAAGCUAUUUUGCAUAGUAAUAACACAAGGGACACGGAGAGUGACAGGAGAGCAGGAAUCGUAACAUUGGCGAUACUCAUAGGUCACACCGCGUCUCAUGUUUUGUACGCCUUUUUACUGUUCACACCGUACAUAACAUUCAUAGUACUGGCGUUAAGAUAUUCCGUAUGGUUUUUACUGCCGGUUAUCACUCUGCCAGCCGCCUUUAAGAUAGAGAAGGACUUUCGUAACCCGAAUAGAAUUCAAAAUGUGCCUAGACGGACAGCCAGAUUGAACAUGUAUCUAGGUAUUUUGUACGUUGUCGCUUGCCUACUCGUGGGCUCACUUCCUUAUCUGUAAAUAAUUUGUACUUUUUAUUAAAACUUUGUAUUAUGUGUCGCUGGUAAGAAAUUGGAAUACUCAAUUAUAUAUAUAUAUAUAUAUAUGUAUGUAUGUAUGUAUGUAUAUAUAUCGGCAGCUGUUGUUAAUUGACAAAUUUUUGUAAUUUCGUCUGAUCCCCGCAUCUUGUGCGGCUCGUGGACGCGAUCAUUUUCAAAUUUAUAUUCGACACGAAACUGAACACGUUAUUGUAACGUGACUGUCGACUGCUGCUACUACUGUGGUCACCGACAACUAAUAUUGUAUUCAAUACUGACGUCUCAUUAAUUAACGUAUCAGCCUUCUCUAAUUUGUACGCUGGGUUUCAAAGCGGUAUUAAAGUAUUCUUUUUCGAAGCAGUAUGGAGAACGCAGCCGAUAAUUCGGUGAAAGAGUUUAACGUGGAAAUUCAUCGUCAGGAACAAGUUCUCUCAUUAGACCAUCGCUUGCGUUCCGCAGUGCGUGGAAAAAAAGAAGUGUUCAAGCCAUCUUGAAAUCCAGCGUACCUAUUAAAUCUUUGAAUAUCGAUUACCCAAAUCUAUUUUCAUAUCUGACCUUCAUUUUCAGCUGAAUUUUUAAUGAAUCACUUUAGACGUUAAAUUAAAUCUGAUAUAACUUUGUGUAUAUAUUUCUUUAAAUGUAUA
Messenger RNA from Dinoponera quadriceps, 2082 nucleotides. RefSeq names its product ubiA prenyltransferase domain-containing protein 1 homolog (gene heix). The record is from RefSeq and is a predicted model, not a curated record. Gene Ontology annotation, biological process: vitamin K biosynthetic process; menaquinone biosynthetic process. Bases 420 to 1421 code for a protein of 333 amino acids. The transcript has 2 exons. NCBI's taxonomy places the organism in Eukaryota, Metazoa, Arthropoda, Insecta, Hymenoptera, Formicidae. Gene Ontology annotation, cellular component: endoplasmic reticulum; Golgi membrane. Gene Ontology annotation, molecular function: prenyltransferase activity.